Molecule: messenger RNA, 1586 nt
Organism: Andrographis paniculata
Lineage: Eukaryota; Viridiplantae; Streptophyta; Magnoliopsida; Lamiales; Acanthaceae
Product: protein BPS1, chloroplastic-like
Exons: 2
Coding region: 245-1300 (351 amino acids)
Biological process (GO): shoot system development; root development
Source: RefSeq, a predicted model, not a curated record
CCGAGCUUUUACUUUCUUUCAGUUCCCCCCUUCAAAGUCUCUUAAUUGUUUUAUAUAUAAAGACCUUUUCUUCGUUUUUGCGUGCUUUUCUCGCUCUCCUCUUUCAGAUGCACUAGUAGAGUUUGAAUUGCAAUCGAAGACUUUUUGUUUCUGAGUUUUCUUUUUUGAAUUUUUUUGAUCGUCAGAGAUUUCGGUGCUUGUUGCUCGAAUUGGUGAACGUCUGAUCAAUUUGGUACUGUACAAAAUGAAUAAUUUGCAGGUUUCCGAAAGAACUUCCGGAAAUCCCUUCCGCAGGAUAAUUCCGAAGGGAACAUCCUUAUCUCCAAAGCUCCUUCGCUUGCUGAAUUCUUUCGAGGAGACAUUAGCGCAGAAUAUCGAAAAUAUCAAGCCAGAAAACAGGGGCAAUGGCCUAACCCUAUCAUGGAUGAGAAGUGCGAUCGAAUCGCUCAGCGCAAUUCAUGCCGACGUAAAAGAUCUCAUCACUGCCCUCGAACUACCCAUUUCUGCUUGGGACGACAAGUGGAUCAACGUCUACCUCGACAACAGCGUGAAGUUACUCGACAUCUGCAUCGCCUUCAGCUCCGAGAUUUCUCGUCUGAAACAGGGCCAUCUUUUCCUUCACUCGGCGUUGCACAAUCUAACUGAUCAAAUCCAGAUCCAUCGGGCAUGUUCUUCGCUCGCCGGAUGGAGGCAACAUAUCAGCUCGAAGAAUCCCAGGCUCGAGAAAUGCUUCUCCAUCAUGGACAGCCUCGCCCGAAUGCUCGACCUCCCAAAAAUCAAGAACUCCUCAAAGGGCAAAGUGCUGAUGCGCGCACUGUACGGCAUCAAGGUGGUCACUCUUUUUAUAUGCAGCGUAUUCGCGGCUGCACUCUCCGGAUCUUCGGCGCCAUUGAUCGAAGUGAACGUUCCCAGUUCAUAUUUCUGGUCUAAGGCUUUCACCAAUCUGCAGACCUCCAUAAACACUGAGAUACGAAGCGGAUAUUUAAGCGGAGGAUUCACAGUGUUGAAGGAGGCUGUAGCAGUCGAUAUGUUCGUCAAACAGGUGUAUCCGAUCAUCGAAAAUGGAUUUGAUCCUGAUGAAGUCGACAUGUUGUUGAGUCGCAAAGCGGAUUUGCAGGGGUCGGUCGAGGAGCUUUCCCUCGGACUUGAUUCGUUGGCGAAAGAGAUGGACGGAUUCUUCCAGGUCGUGCUGACCGGGCGCGACGCCUUGCUUUGCAACCUUAGGGUCGUUGGCGUUAAUGUGAUCGACAGAGUGCGAGCUGACGGCGACGGGAAUCGACGAGGCCAGGUUGUGAGGUAAAAGGAAGAAAGUAUUCUUUGAAUGUUCGAAAAUGAAUAAAAGCACACUCUCGAAAAAUAGCAGCUUUUAUGUUAAAAAAAACAAAAGGAAUGCCAAAUGAUGUGUGUAUUUUUUUUGAGUUCGUGAUUAUGUAUGUGUGUGCUAACAACGUUUUGAUGUGUAAAUAAUAACGUGAACAUCUCGUAGUGAAGAAUGUUAGUUUUAUUUUUAUUCAAUUUAUUGCUGUACUUGUAUUGUAUCAAAAGAUUUCUAUAAUGUACAUAUAUAUAAAUUAUUAUUAUUUUUA